ACCACCGUUGUCCUGUGGUCGCUGUGGUUCUCCCAUUCCCACUACCGUCUACAACGUCGACUCGACGUUUCGAACACAGUUAUUUCAUCUAGAGUAAGUCUUCUCUGCUAUCUUAUCGUCCAUUGGUCGACGUCCAACUCGAUGACCACCCCAUCUACGCCGUGGCGAGCAUCGGUAUACCACCCCAGGCCCUCGUCACCCUCUCCCAGUACCUCCGGGUUCUCCUUCAUUGGAGAAGAUGAGGCAUCCUGCGAUAGCGACCAUCAUUAUUGGGAGUAUGGCAGGUCCCCGUAUAAGAGCAUAGGAUCCUUCGGGCGUCGUGCUAUCCACUCAACGCCUGCACUUACCAGCCACCUUCAUUUUUCGUCCUCAUCUCCAUUCAUCUCGAGUUCAGACAAUUCGUCAUCGAACGGCUCACUCAAGUCCUUGCUUCCGCGUCUGUGGGACGUUCUCAUUGCAUCGCCGACGAGGACCAUCUUAUCUCCUUCCCGGCCCGCUUUGAGCGGCCGUCACCCUAGGUUUGCUUCCUAUUCAACAACAUCUUUUGGUCAUCUCAAAGUGAAAAGGAUGUAUCGUGAUCAAGACUACUACAAUGAGUCUAUCAAUUUCUUGGACUUGCCGCCGUUAGAUGGUGACGAAGGAGAACUCAUCGAUGUGGAUGACGAGGCCUGCUUCAUCGCCGUCGAUUAUCCCUGGGGAGCCAUAAAUGCCUGUAGAGCUAGGGUAGUGACUGGAAUUGAUAUUCUCUCACUGCUUCCGCCUGAACUUUCUCUGCAAGUUCUGUCAAUGCUUGCAUUGAUCCCUUCUCGUCCACCAUCAUCGGUGUCACUGCAAGAUCACUACCCGUCACAUGAGGCUGGAUUACACGCGAUCAUCACAUGUUUAGCAGUCUCACAGACGUGGCGGCGCCUCGCCAAGGACAACAGCGUUUGGCGUGCAUUCUUCACCUCACGCUGGGGUAUUCUGGAAUGUCCUGACAAGCUCUUCGAAGGGACGACCUUACAACACGCCAACUAUCGUACACCGAGAACGCGCAUGGCGUCGGGUGCCCUCAAUUAUCGUUAUCUGUAUCAAGAGCGCCUAGAACUUGAACGCCGCUGGGGUGCUGUAUCGCACCCGAAUCUUCCUAAUCACCUACCCUGGCAACCCAAAAUCAUGAAAUUGACCGGUCAUAGUGACAGCGUCUAUUGCCUUGAGUUGUGCCGUACAGCGUCGGGACAACAACAUAUCAUUACCGGGUCUCGCGACCGCACCAUCAAGAUGUGGUCGUUAAAGACGGGAAGAUGCUUAGGGACAUUUGGUGGUAACACCGGCGAUGCCGACGGUCACCGAGGGAGCGUUCUGUGUUUGAAGUUCUUCUGGGAGAAUGCAGGUCGGAAUGGGGUGCUGUACUCGGGCUCCAGUGACUGUACCGUGUGUGUUUGGGACGUUUGGACCAUGAAAACAAGUCAUUCACCUCAUGUUGACGACGCCGAUGAAGACAUUGAGGUUCAAGCACGUAGUAAGGCUGUGUUGAGAGGUCAUGGUGGCGGUGUUUUGGACUUGAGAGUCGAUGGUAACUGGAUUGUCAGCUGCUCAAAGGACACUGUCAUUCGUGUGUGGCACCGUGACACGCUGGAAUUGUAUCGAACUCUUCGUGGUCAUGAGGGUCCUGUUAAUGCUGUAUGCCUCGAGGGCGGCAAGCUGGUCAGUGCUAGUGGCGAUGGAAAGAUGAUCUUGUGGGAUAUAGCAAGAGGAGAACGACUGAGGACCUUGGAGGGACACGACCGUGGAUUGGCUUGUAUCGAGUUCAAGGACGAUCUCAUAAUAUCUGGGUCCAAUGACUGCAAGAUCAAGGUUUGGUCUGCCACAACUGGGGAAUGCUUGACCACCUUGGUUGGGCAUGAUGCUCUUGUCAGAGCUCUGGCCUUUGAUCCUCGGAGCAGGAGAUUAGUGAGUGCAAGUUAUGAUAAGAGCGUGAGAGUGUGGGAUGUGGGCACUGGCAAAAUGUUGCGAGAUUUUAAACAUAGUCAUACAAGUCAUAUAUUCGAUGUCAAGUUUGAUGUAUCGAGAAUCGUUAGUACCUCCCAUGAUCAACGAAUUGUUGUUUUGGAUUUCUCAGACGGCCUGGAUGGUGCCGAGUUAUUUAUGUAAGUCUGAAGACAGUUUAAAUUAUUCAUUUUGUACAACAGGUAUAUCGCUUGUUCUAUCGUCAUUUUAUCUCGGAGCUAUUUCGGAAACCCGCUAACUGUUGUAUACCCUGUAUAUAUAUCUUGUAACUCAUAAUAGGAACAUAAGCAUUUUUCUUUUUGGAUCUUACGAGUGGGUUGCUACAGGUUCCAGCGGACUCUUUUUGGCACGGAGCAUUUCUGGGGUACUUGGAGUCUUGUGUUCAAUAUUGGAGAGCGGAAGAUGGAACGCCGUAACGGAGACCACGAUCGAGACUAUUAAUCCAGGUACAGAGC
This is a messenger RNA of Guyanagaster necrorhizus, 2444 nucleotides long. Its product is annotated as WD40 repeat-like protein. The record is from RefSeq and is a predicted model, not a curated record. NCBI's taxonomy places the organism in Eukaryota, Fungi, Basidiomycota, Agaricomycetes, Agaricales, Physalacriaceae. Gene Ontology annotation, molecular function: ubiquitin binding. The transcript has 7 exons. Gene Ontology annotation, biological process: ubiquitin recycling; proteasome-mediated ubiquitin-dependent protein catabolic process. Gene Ontology annotation, cellular component: cytoplasm; nucleus. Bases 142 to 2133 code for a protein of 663 amino acids.